This is a messenger RNA of Penicillium hordei, 1536 nucleotides long. RefSeq lists its product as uncharacterized. The record is from RefSeq and is a predicted model, not a curated record. Lineage: Eukaryota; Fungi; Ascomycota; Eurotiomycetes; Eurotiales; Aspergillaceae. The transcript is spliced from 2 exons. Gene Ontology annotation, molecular function: protein binding. Bases 1 to 1536 code for a protein of 511 amino acids.
AUGGAAGCAAAAGACCACGAGGGGAGAACGGCCCUGGACAUGGCCGCAGAGUCUGGCCGUGGGGAAGUAGUCAAACUGCUGAUUGGCCACGGGGCCAAUAUAAACGCCCGAGACAAUAAUGGGAGAACUGCCCUUUCCAUAGCAGCAGAGGCUGGACAUGAGGCCGUAGUCAAAUUGCUAAUUGAUCAGAGGGCUGGCAUGGAGGCAAAAGCCAGUGGUUUUGACCAAUCGCCACCGGCAUGGGCAGCAAGAAAUAGACAUUGGACAGUGGUCAAAUUACUCUUGAUCCGGGGUCUUGAUAUAGAAGGAAAGGACGGAUAUGACAGAACAGCUCUAUCCUGGGCCGCAACGCAUGGAGCGGAGGCAAUUAUCAAGUUACUGCUCGACAAAGACGCCGAUAUUCACUCAAAAGACCGCUCAGGCUACACACCGCUGUCAAGAGCAGCAAGGUCAGGAGCAACGUCAAUUAUCACACUCCUGCUCAAGCACGGGGCAGAAAUCGACUCUGCUACGAUUGACGGAUGGACACCCCUUCAUUUCGCCUCAAAAAAUGAUAAUCCCGAGGCUGUCAAACUUCUUAAGAAAGGGGCAAAUAUCAACAUGACAACAGACAGCGGAUCUUCAGCAUUGAACAUUGCCUUGCAUAUGGGUAAUUCCGUGAUGGCCAUGCUACUCCUUGAGCAAGUGAGUCUUCUUAUCGAGAAAGGGGCGGCAAUCAACGUUAGGAGCACCCGUGGACAGACACCAGUGAAUUGGGCUUCGAUGGGAUAUCAAUCUGCCGUGGUGAGAACUCUCCUUGAGAAUGGGGCCGACUUCACAAUUGCAGACGACACCGGGACAACACCUCUUGACUCUGCAUCUGAGGUUGGUGAUCCACAAACAGUCAGAGCUCUCCUAGAUUAUGGGGCGGAGAGCAUACUUGCAAAUGAGCACGGUAUUAUACCACUUCAUAGAGCUUCAUCAGGCGGCCAUCUCGAGGUAGUGCAGCUACUCCUUGAGUCUUCAGAAGCUAGCCUUGAAAUUCGGGAUAAUUGCGGUCGCACACCUCUUUUCCAUGCUGCUGCAAGGGGUCAUAUCCAGACUGUCCGGUUGCUGCUUUCAUAUUCCGCUCUUGCCAAUGUGACUGACCGCUAUAAAACAACUCCGCUUUGCGCCGCAGCACGGAACGGUCAUGCCGAGGAGGUUAAACUGUUACUUCCGUUGACAGACAUUGAGAACCACUUUGAGGAUGGAUUAGGUCAGAAUCUAGCCUGGUGGGCGGCAAAGUCCGGGUGUGUCGAAAUCAUCAACCUUGUGCAGCAAUGGGCUCAAAAAAUGGGGUUCGAGAUCGGUGAGAAUGACUUCAGUCUUGGGUCCUCUCCAGUUCCCCCCGAUGAAUAUCCCGAAUACUGCGAUGUGUGCACUCGCUACAUUAUGUAUGGUGGCCCCUACUACCGUUGCGAAACUUGUUAUUAUGCUCUUACAUGCGGGGAACGUGCUGAAUUUGGGUUUCAAUGCCUCGAUGCCUCUCACAACUGCGAUCUCUACAAUCCUUGA